This is a messenger RNA of Cynocephalus volans (Philippine flying lemur), 2406 nucleotides long. It is a transcript of the gene KCNJ14, whose product is annotated as potassium inwardly rectifying channel subfamily J member 14. Lineage: Eukaryota; Metazoa; Chordata; Mammalia; Dermoptera; Cynocephalidae. Gene Ontology annotation, biological process: regulation of monoatomic ion transmembrane transport; potassium ion import across plasma membrane. The record is from RefSeq and is a predicted model, not a curated record. The transcript has 2 exons. The coding region runs from base 1 to 1305 and encodes 434 amino acids. Gene Ontology annotation, cellular component: plasma membrane. Gene Ontology annotation, molecular function: inward rectifier potassium channel activity.
AUGGGCCUGGCCAGGGCCCUGCGCCGCCUGAGCGGCGCCCUGGAGUCGGGGGACAGCAGGACAGGUGAUGAGGAGGAGGCCGGACCUGGGCUCUGCCGCAACGGGUGGGCGCCAGCUCCACUGCCGUCGCAGGUUGGCCGACGCCGCGGGCGCUUUGUCAAGAAGGACGGGCACUGCAACGUGCGCUUCGUGAACCUGGGCGGACAGGGCGCGCGCUACUUGAGCGACCUGUUCACCACGUGCGUGGACGUGCGCUGGCGCUGGAUGUGCUUACUCUUCUCCUGCUCCUUCCUCGCCUCCUGGCUGCUCUUCGGCCUGGCCUUCUGGCUCAUCGCCUCCCUGCACGGAGACCUGGCCGCUCCGCCGCCGCCCGCGCCCUGCUUCUCCCAGGUAGCCAGCUUCCUGGCGGCCUUCCUCUUCGCGCUGGAGACACAGACGUCCAUUGGCUACGGCGUGCGCAGCGUCACCGAGGAGUGCCCGGCCGCCGUGGCUGCUGUGGUGUUGCAGUGCAUCGCCGGCUGCGUACUCGACGCCUUUGUCGUAGGCGCCGUCAUGGCCAAGAUGGCCAAGCCCAAGAAGCGCAACGAGACGCUUGUCUUCAGCGAGAAUGCCGUCGUGGCGCUCCGGGACCACCGCCUCUGCCUCAUGUGGCGCGUCGGCAACUUGCGCCGCAGCCAUCUGGUUGAGGCCCACGUGCGGGCCCAGCUGCUACAGCCCCGUGUGACCCCAGAAGGGGAGUAUAUCCCACUAGACCACCAGGAUGUGGACGUGGGCUUUGAUGGAGGCACCGAUCGCAUCUUCCUCGUGUCUCCCAUCACCAUUGUGCAUGAGAUCGACUCUGCCAGUCCUCUGUAUGAGCUAGGACGUGCUGAGCUGGCCCAGGCUGACUUCGAGCUGGUGGUCAUUCUCGAGGGUAUGGUUGAGGCCACGGCCAUGACCACACAGUGUCGCUCAUCCUACCUCCCUGGUGAACUGCUCUGGGGCCAUCGUUUUGAGCCGGUCCUCUUCCAGCGUGGCUCCCAGUAUGAGGUGGACUAUCGCCACUUUCAUCGCACUUAUGAGGUCCCAGGGACACCUGUCUGCAGCGCCAAGGAGCUGGAUGAACGGGCAGAACGGGCUUCCCACAGUCCCAAAUCUAGCUUCCCAGGUUCUCUGGCUGCAUUUUGUUAUGAAAAUGAACUUGCUCUGAGCUGCUGCCAGGAGGAAGAUGAGGAAGAGGAGGCCAAGGAGGGGAAUGGGGCAGAGACAGAAGACGGAGCUACCAGUACCCGAGUUCUCACGCCAACCUUGACCCUGCCUGCAUGAUGCAAGCUGAUGUCCCCUUCCCCAUUUGUGUUCCCUUCUCAGAGCUAGCAAGAUGGAGAGAUCGGUCCCUCUUCUGGGAUGGGGGCAAGUGUUUCCCAAGACCAACAAGCCUGCUGGGUAAAUUAUUAGCUGGUGAGUUUCUCCAUGCCUGGUGGACCCACCAAGGACAUAAUGGACCUUAAUUCCUCUGCUUCUGUGCUCCCCCGAGACCCCUUUAUGAGCCCAAUUCCUGAGUCUCACCAGAGCUGAAGGAUCCAGAAUUCUGGACUAUCCAAUAGGCAAGGAUUGGUAAUUCUAGAUUCCUGCACAUGGCUGGGCCGGAGUUGUUGAGCAGGGUCAUAAAUCAGUGGCAUAGACCACCUCCAGGGUAGGAAGUUAGCAGUUCCAAACAAUUGUCAUCAGAAGUUUGUAGGUCUGGACUGACCUAGGAUUGAAGGGACUGUUGCUUCUUGACUCAGCCAACCAAGUAGUAAAUCAUUUGUUCUAGACCACCAAAGGAGGUUGUGGAAUGCCCCAAAUAUUCAAGAUCAUCUUGAUUGACCAAAGACAAGGAACAGUGACUACAAGCCAAGAAAAGACCGUGUGAUUCCAGAAAGCCCAGAAGUUGAAUUCUGUGAGUCUGUGUUGACCACAGAAGCAAGCACUGGUGAAUCUAGAACAGGUUUGACCUAAAGAGCUGAACUACUCCAGAAACUAAAGAGUUAUGUUUCUACAAUGUGCAAAACAAUGGCAAGUCUGUGGGCUUACAAGGUCUAAAGUGAAAGAUGGGGAGUUCUUGAUUAGAUAACUCCAGACUACUUGCUAUAGAACAUCCAGCCAAGGGGAUAAGCAUUGCUUCUAAAUGAUCCACAGGGUUUUGGGUUUUUUGUUUUUUUUUUUUUAAGUACCAUUCUAGAAGGUUCAAAGGAAUCGGGAUUCUGUGGCUCAAGACUGAUCAGAGUCAAGGAAGGAGGGGCGAUUCUAGAUGUCUGAAAUUUGCUUCCAGUUUGACCAAUGGAGUUGAGAAUCUUGAUGAUUCUAGAUGACUUCUUGUGGUUCUGUAAUGCCAAAAGGAAUCAAGGUUCCGUGGAUCCAGAGUUGUUCACUACCAAAGCCUGGAAG